Trichosurus vulpecula (common brushtail) is the source of this 3213-nucleotide messenger RNA. RefSeq names its product von Willebrand factor A domain containing 7 (gene VWA7). The record is from RefSeq and is a predicted model, not a curated record. The transcript has 17 exons. Bases 87 to 2738 code for a protein of 883 amino acids. NCBI's taxonomy places the organism in Eukaryota, Metazoa, Chordata, Mammalia, Diprotodontia, Phalangeridae.
AGGACAGGGACGCACCACUGCUUGCCUAGUGUGACCUGGGACCCCGCCCGGGAGGAGACCCCAGGGACCAGGUCCAUGUCUCAGCCAUGGCCCCUCUCAAAGCACCGCGCCCCUGCCUGGGCUCCCUACUCCUGCUGUUACUAUGGCUCUGUUCAGCAUCUGGCUUCUUCCCCAACAUCUGGAGCCUGGUGGCCGCCCCCACUUCCAUCACCCACCAGGACCUGACAGAAGAAGCUGCUCUCAACGUUACCUUACAGCUCUUCCUGGAACAGCCACCCCCUGGCAGGAAUCCCCUCCACCUGGAGGACUUCCAGGGGCGGACGCUGCUGGCUGAUGACCUCUUUGCUGCUUACUUUGGGCUUGGGACUCCAACCCGCCGAUUCCGGGCAGCCCUUGGUGAGGUGGCUCGUGCCAAUGCAGCCCAGGACUUCCUCUCAGUGACCAGGAAUGACCCUGAGCUGCAUUUUGAUGCAGAACAGCUGAUUAGGAGUCGGGCCCGCCUUGUGGGGAGCCUUCGGGAAGCUCUCAGUGCUGCCCGUGCCCUGGAAUACACUCUGGCCCGCCAGCGCCUAGGAGCCAUGCUUCAUGCCUUACAGGAUUUCUACAGUCAUAGCAACUGGGUAGAACUGGGAGAGCAGCAGCCCCACCCUGAUCUCCUGUGGCCAGGACGGAAGCUCAAGAACUUGGCACAGGCUGGGGACCCGAUGUGCUCUGACUGUGAAGAACUGAGCUGCCCUGGAAAUUUGCUGGGCUCCCUAUUCCUCACCUCUGGCUAUUUUGGGGCAGAACCCCCCAAACCUCCAGGGAAAUGUAGCCAUGGGGGUCAUUUUGACCGGAGCAGCCAUGACAUCCCCCGAGGGGGCAUCAACAAGGACAGCACAUCUCCAGCUUUCUCACCACACCAUCAUUUGCACCCUCAAGCUGCCCAGCUUGCUCUCCAGGCCUCAAUCCAGGCCCUGAACCUCCUCCGGGGCCGCUUAGGGGAUACUGGAUUUUCCAGGCUCCUGCAAAUCUCCCCAGCCUCAGGACUGAGCUUUGUCCUGGACACUACAGGCAGUAUGGGGGAAGAAAUUAAUGCAGCCAAAAUAGAGGCUCGGAGAAUCAUUGACCAACGUCGUGGUGGCCCCAUGGAGCCUACCCACUACAUUCUUGUGCCGUUCCAUGAUCCUGGAUUUGGACCUGUCCUUAAAACCAGUGACCCUGAUGCUUUCUGGAAACAUCUUAAUGAGAUCCAUGCCCUGGGGGGUGGAGAUGAGCCUGAGAUGUGUCUGUCAGCCCUGGAGCUGGCCCUGCUCCACACACCCCAUUUCUCAGAUAUCUUUGUCUUCACUGACGCCUCCCCCAAAGAUGCCCAUCUCACCAAUCGUGUAGAGGCCCUGAGCCAGAAGCAGCACUGCAAGGUGACGUUCUUGGUGACAGAGGACCCAUCAAGGCGGGUUCGAAGAGAUGUUCUUUCCCCAAAGCGGUUUGAACCAUACCAGGCAAUAGCCAUGGCUUCUGGAGGAGAAGUCAUUUUUACCAAGGACCAGUAUAUUCAGAAUGUGGCGAGUGUGGUGGGGGAGAGCAUGAUGGAUAUGGUGACCCUAGCCCUGGUGCCUCCUGUCCCACCCCCUAAGGGGCCUCUCAUGUUCCAUGUGGACAAGAUGCUUCAUGGGGUCAUCAUCCAUCUCCACGGAGAGAUAAGCACCUUCAGGAUCUCAGACCCUACAGGUAUUUCUCAGGAUAUCAAUCAGGAUUGGGGGCCUCUGGGUCAUAUUCAAUGCUUUGGUCAGUUCUGGACAGUGAACCUAAAUGACCCCCUUCAGGUUGGGGCCUGGGUGAUAGAGAUCACAGCGCAGGGGACACCUGGAGUAAGAGUGAAAGCUAAGACUUCCUUGGAUUUCCUCUUCUCUUUUGGGACUCCCAUUGAGAAUGGACCCCAUCCUGGCCUUUAUCCCCUGAGCCAACCAGUUGCAGGUCUCCACACUCUGCUAUUAGUUGAAGUGAUGGGACUGGUUUCUGGCAUCCCCAACAUGAAUCACUCUCAUGUUAUCCUUCGGGGAAGCCUAGAGGGUGAAGAGUUGGGUCAUGUGGCCCUAAAACCAACUGAGGCCCCUGAACGGGGACUUUUCACUGCCCUCCUGGACCCCAAGAUCCUUCUCACCCAAAGGCCUUUCUUCCUGGAGUUGUUUAGUCAGGAUGACAGGGGAUCCAUUCUUCAGAGAGUAGCCUCUCAACCUUGCACUGUGGUUCCCGUCCUUCUUGAGCUCAGUGGUCCUUCUGGCCCUCUUAGCCCUGGCCACCAGGCUCUGCUCAGCCUCCAAAUCUCUAGCUUCUCAGGACCUUGGGAUCUCAUCAUUACAGCUUCCGUCAGCCCCAGCUUCCCCCUCACCUCCAACCUCUCAAGAGUUCACCUGGGGCAGAAUGAGUCAGUCUGGGGGCACUUCCGACUACAGGUUCCAGGCUCAGCCACACUGGACUCAUUAGUGACAGUGACAGUGACAGCAGAAGCCAAGUCCAGCGACCCUCCUCCCCCUGCACAUGCUCUCCUCCAGCUCUUGGUGCAGGCUUUCCCCUCACAGGAACAGCUGGAUGACCCUGGCCCCUCCUCAAGGCCAAGUAACAAUAUAGCUAGGCCAGACUUACACACCUCCACUCUGGGGCCCCAAAGGAGUGGGGCUGGGGGUACCAUGGGAGCUGGCCCUUGGUGGGGGCCAGUGAGGGGGUUGUUGCUGGUGCUUGGCAUAGCAGCCUGGUGAUGCCUUCCUGCCCACAUCCCCAAAUAUGAUUCUGGGUGGGGAAGGGAGGCUCUGUAUGAACCUGCCCAGAUCCUGUUAGUAACGAGGGGGCCCUGACUCUCCCUCUCCUCUACUAAUCCAGAGAUUGGGGUUUCUCCUUCAAAUCAUGGCAUUCAUUUUGCUUCCUUUCAGGAGAAAGAGUUGGAGUGGGAGGAGGUCAAGGGAGAGAAAGAUUUUCUCCAUAAUGCACUAUUUUGCCCUCUCCCCUACAACUUUUUUUUGGGGAAUUAUAUCAAAGACUUAUUUUUUAGAGAAAAUUACUUUAGUUUUAUUACUUUAGAGUGGCCCUCCGCCCCCACCCCCUUCUCUCUAGUCCAGGGACCGUUGGUUAUGGAAGUUUUAAUUUGGGGCCUGUGAAUUGGUUUCUGUUUUAUUUUUGUAGGGAAAGAUGACAGGAUAUUGAUAUUCAUAAAACUCAAAUAAAUUCUCAAUAAUU